Molecule: messenger RNA, 333 nt
Organism: Caenorhabditis briggsae
Lineage: Eukaryota; Metazoa; Nematoda; Chromadorea; Rhabditida; Rhabditidae
Exons: 3
Coding region: 1-333 (110 amino acids)
Cellular component (GO): nucleus; cytoplasm
Source: RefSeq, a predicted model, not a curated record
AUGGCCGGUCAUGAUGAUAUGUCGAUUAUAAUGUCGGCUGUCGGGCAGCAGCUACAAGAAGGCACACCGUACUACGAACUCCUACUGAAAAUGAUCGAAGAAAUCGGAAAAGACAUUCGCCCAACGUACACAUUCAACAAAUCGACCAAUGAGAAGCUCAAGAAGCAUAUUCACUGUGCAAAAAUGCUUAUUAAAGCCUGCCAAACCGAGGCCGAAAACGACAAAAAGAAGGCGGACGCGGCGGCCGAAGCGGCCAGAAUCCAGGCGGCGCUUCGCAAGACGGACGGUCCAGAAGGCGAUGAGGAGGCCAAGAAAUCCGAGUCGAAAGCCUAA